UAGUCCCAUUAGUGUUACUUGAUGAAAGACUUCCACACCCAGGGGACGUCCCCUACCUUGGUUGUCCACAGCAAAACCCCAACUUUUUUCCUCCACUACAAUCGAUUGGAACAAGGCGGUGCAUUGUCAGCUCCCAGAUCAAGAAUUCAUCCAACGCUCUCAACGGUCGUUCCGACGCAAAGCCCAUCAUGCCUUUGUUCACAUGAGGCCCAAGCUAGCUUAACGUCCCUUCUCAUCCCAUGAGGUCGCAAUGAGCAGCCUGCGCCAGCAGCAUCAAGGGAGCACCGGCUCGGAACGUGAACUCAACUCAGCAGCUUCCUCCGUCAGCUUGCCCUCAGUCAGGAAGACCCCUAAGAAGCGCCGCCUUUCCCUUCAAGCGCUCUUCGGCCGGCGAUGGCGGUCCGAACGCGAGUCCAAGCGCAAGUCCAAAUCUGCGCCGGAUCCACCUAACCUUGGCACAGAUGGCGUCCCGCCGGAGACUUCAGGCGACGGAGCGUCGGCGCGCUCCGUCCAUGCGGCGUCAACGUCCCCGGCUGCGGGAGGCUCGGAACUGUUGGAGUGCCCGUUGUGCCUGCUGCGCCACACGCGCGACCGUUUCCCCGACAUCAUGACGUGCCACCACCGCUCGUGCGCCGACUGCUUGCGGCAGUACCUGCGCAUCGAGAUAUCAGAGUCGCGCGUCAACAUCUGCUGCCCGGAGUGCUCGGAGCGCUUUAAUCCGCACGACAUCGCCAUGAUUCUGGACGACCGAGCCCUCAUGGAGAAGUACGAGGAGUUCAUGCUACGCAGGUGGCUAGUGGCUGAGCCUGAUUGUCGCUGGUGUCCGGCGCCGGACUGCGGUUAUGCCGUCAUCGCGUUCGGGUGCGCCAGCUGCCCGAAAAUCACGUGCGGGCGCGAGGGCUGCGGGACCGAGUUCUGCUACCACUGCAAGCAGCUGUGGCACCCCAACCAGACGUGCGACACGGCCCGCCAGCAGAGGGCGCAGCAUUUCCGCCUGCGCAGUUUCCGCUCCUCGUCGCUAAGUUACAGCCAAGAGAGCGGCGCCGCCGGCGACGAUAUCAAGCCGUGCCCGCGCUGCGCCGCCUGCAUCAUCAAAAUGAACGACGGCAGCUGUAAUCACAUGACUUGCGCCGUGUGCGGCUGCGAGUUCUGCUGGCUCUGCAUGAAGGAGAUCUCUGAUCUGCACUAUCUCAGUCCAUCCGGUUGUACUUUCUGGGGGAAGAAGCCAUGGAGCCGGAAGAAGAAGAUCCUCUGGCAGCUGGGGACCCUAGUUGGCGCCCCCGUGGGGAUCGCGCUUAUCGCGGGGAUCGCUUUCCCCGCGAUGAUCAUCGGAAUCCCUGUUUACGUGGGCAGGAAGAUCCAUAAUCGCUACGAGGGCAAAGACGUGUCCAAGCACAAGAGGAAUUUGGUGAUAGCGGGCGGCGUGACAUUGUCCAUCAUCGUGUCACCAGCGGUUGCUGCUGUCACUGUUGGAAUCGGCGUACCCAUCAUGCUUGCAUACGUCUACGGCGUAGUACCCAUCUCGCUGUGCCGGAGCGGCGGCUGCGGCGUGUCGGCCGGCAACGGCAAAGGGGUCCGCAUCGAGUUCGACGACGAGAAUGAAAACCUGGGCGCCGGCGCCACAGCAACGGACACGACGUCGGUGGCCGAGACAAGGCUAAACAACGCCAGUUUGGGAGACGGCGCCAGUGUUGGCGGCCUGACUGGACUGAGCCUCAGUGUUAGCGGCAGCCACAUGGAGCGUUGCGGCGUGGGCUCAGCCCAGCGAGACAACAUGAGCGACGACGCUAGCACCACUGCCCUCGCGGGCGCUAGCAUCACCGGCAGCUUGUCGGGGAGCUGCUACAACAGGAUGGAGGUGCAGGCGGACGUCCAGAAGGAGCGCUGUAGUCUGAGCGGAGAGUCUGCAACAGUCAGCCUCGGGACCAUGAGCGACAACGCCAGCACUAAAGCCAUGGCGGGCUCUAUACUCAGUGCCUACAUGCCUCUAGAAAGAGACAACAGUCUGGAAGUGCAAGUGGACGUGGAGUCCAAAGAGGAAAAAGUGCGACACUGCAGUGCAAGCAGCAGCCUGGAUGAAGCCAGCUGCAGCAGCAGAGGAACGUGCGGCGCCAGCGUUGCUUCCCCCGUGGACCCCAACGCGUCAGCGGGGAGCAAGAAAAGCAAAGGGAAGAUGUGGAAACGCGGAGGAGGCAAGGCCGAGUCCAAAGUCAACCACACGCACGGAGACGCCGAACGCCGCAGCACCGUCUCGUCCGAGUUGGACUCGCCGUCGCUGAGCGGGAGUUUGCCGUCGGUGGCCGACUCGCAAGGCAGCCGCUUGUCGGCCGAGCUCAGCGAGACGGAGGCGCCCGCCGUGGCGCCACUGCCCGAAGUUGAGCACGACCGCCUGGAGCAGCUCCCUUCUCAGUCAAACAACGCUUUCCGCCGACUCACGUCAUCGCCUAGCGAGGUUCUGUAUAUCGCCGAGGACCCCACCGACACUCGUGACUGCAUCACAACAGACAUUUAAAAAAAAAAAACUCACAAAUCGUGUCUUAUGUCUCUUUUGGGAUAAACAGGAAGCGGAAUGUCAGCGUUAAUGGCGAAGGAGGUGAUUAGGAAAAGUGGAUAAAGUGAAGGUCAACUUGAAUGUACACAUGCAGGUAACAUGCUUGCUCUUUCACUCAUUCAUUGCUAAUUUUCCCAGUUAAUAGCAGUGAAUGAUGUUAAAAAGCAAGGGUGGAGAUGGAAAAAAAAAAAAAAAAGUCCACCACUGUGCCACACGUUCUUACGGACAGGGACCAUUCAGUAGCACAGUUUUAAGUCAAUACAUUUUUCUUUUUAACACGUUUAUUAUUUUUAUUACGUACGCAGAAAUGCUUUAUUCUGGCUUAUUUUCCAUUUUGGGAAAGUUGAGUUUUUUUAUGUCGCAACCCAGUGUUGGGUCUGAAUUUUUUUUGUAAAAGUUAUCUGAUGAAAUAUUUUACGUUUGGACAAACCUUCCAAGGAAGCUAUGCAAAAAAAUAUGUUCAUUUCACUUAAAAAAAAAAAGGGCAUUUAGUUGCUUCUCAUUUUACCAAAGUUUGGAAUUUUAGUCGAGCAAAGAAAUUGUUCAAAAGAACAAAAAGAUUUAAGUUCCCUCAUUUCUGACGAAGAAUGCAAAAAUCGCGUUCAUUUCCAUUCCCUCAGUGCCUUUUUUGGGGGAAAACUUUACAAGGUUUUUCCUUUUUAAUUCUCAUCAAAUCAUGUUCAAUCCCUGAAUGUCAACAGAGGAAGGAGUGAUUUGUUUUCAUGACAAUUAUACUGGUUUAUUUACAGUCGGGGGGGCAUAUAUUUACUAAUUAUCAGCUUUGUAAUGUACAUCCAAAUAAAAAUGCUCAAAUGAAA
Molecule: messenger RNA, 3369 nt
Organism: Corythoichthys intestinalis (scribbled pipefish)
Lineage: Eukaryota; Metazoa; Chordata; Actinopteri; Syngnathiformes; Syngnathidae
Product: E3 ubiquitin-protein ligase RNF19A-like
Exons: 10
Coding region: 251-2512 (753 amino acids)
Biological process (GO): protein polyubiquitination; positive regulation of proteasomal ubiquitin-dependent protein catabolic process; ubiquitin-dependent protein catabolic process
Cellular component (GO): ubiquitin ligase complex; cytoplasm
Molecular function (GO): zinc ion binding; ubiquitin protein ligase activity; ubiquitin conjugating enzyme binding
Source: RefSeq, a predicted model, not a curated record